CUGAAAGGCUGUCCUCCUCUUCCCCAGAUUCCAGUCCCAGGCGAAGGGCUAUACCACAAUCAGAAAUUGGGGUUUUUCUUCCCAGGCCUUUGCCGCAGAGGCAUAGGAGGAGGCGCAAACACCCCUCUUCGUCCUCUUCGGGAUCCAGUGGGGCGAGAACACAAAAGAGACCCAAACAUCCGGGUCCUAUGGGGCCAGCUCGGCCACCUGUACCAACCUCGCCCCCUCCAUCGCAGCCCAUGGUCCCUGCGAAUGUGGCUACGAUUGUCCCACCUAGGGAACCUACCCCCCCAUUGACUAGGCAGUCCACCAUACCUUCAGAAUCGCAACCAUCAUCGGGGGAACCAUCACCACAGUUACCCGAUUCGGAAAAGGAAGAGGGUGAACUGUCUGAAGAGGAGGUAGCCCCCCCGAUUCCUAACAAUGCAAGAUUGUUUUCAUCAGCAGACUUUGAUGUAUUGCUCUCCAAGGCGAAACGCGCCAUCAAUGACGUUACUCCUCCGGAGCAGGAGGGCACUACCUCCACGUUGGACCAGCAGGUGUUUCCGUCAUCAGACCCGCCAGAGUUAUUCCUCCAAUCAAGCUCGAUCCAAUCCAUUCAGAGGCGCCAAUCGAUACUCAUGGAGACAACGAUUCAGGGGAAACUCGAGGCCCUUCGCCCACAAGUCUGCCAAUCAGAGUACCAACUACAAAAAACAAUGACGCCACUCCCGUAGGAGGAAGGCUGUCAGACUUCGUAACCACAUGGAUGUCCACAGCCACAGACGCAUGGGUGCUCGAAGUGGUUUCCGACGGCUACGAUAUCGAACUAUCUGCAAGUCCACAACGAAGAUUUAUUCCAACUCCAAAGUCAGCCGACCCGGACAAACAUCUACGGAUGCUGUAAGCGAUACAUCAUCUACUUCAGAUGAAGGCAAUAGAACCGGUCCCUCCUUCUCAGUUUUUUCAAGGCACUUACUCCAUCCUUUUUCUAGUGCCGAAGAAGGACGGGUCAUGGCGGGCCGUUUUGGAUUUGAAAUCGUUCAACCACUUUGUUCGAAAACGCAAGUUUCGGAUGGAGUCACUGCACACUAUCAAAGAGGCAGUGCAACCCGGGGACUUCCUUGCAGCGAUAGAUCUGUCAGAGGCUUAUCUGCAUAUCCCUAUAAGAGAUCACUCCCGCAGGUACCUCCGAUUCGCAUACGAUGGAAACCACUUCCAGUACCGGGCGCUCCCCUUCGGCCUGUCAUCUGCACCGAGGGUGUUCUCCAAAGUCAUGCUGUCGCUAGUGUCCCACCUGAGGCUCAGGGGGGUCCAUAUGCACCCUUACUUGGACGAUCUUCUUUUGAGAGCAAGGACCAGGGAACAGGCCACCCGGGACGUGGACAUCUCAUUGAAAGCACUAGAGGACCACGGAUUUGUGGUCAAUGUACAGAAAAGUCAUCUCAUACCGUGCCAGAAAUUAGUCCACUUGGGAGCACUAUUCGAUACAGCUGCGGCCACGAUCUCAUUGUCCCUGGAACGGAGGCAACGAAUCGAACACCAGCU
Messenger RNA from Hemicordylus capensis (graceful crag lizard), 1527 nucleotides. RefSeq lists its product as uncharacterized. Lineage: Eukaryota; Metazoa; Chordata; Lepidosauria; Squamata; Cordylidae. The transcript is spliced from 2 exons. The record is from RefSeq and is a predicted model, not a curated record. Bases 189 to 716 code for a protein of 175 amino acids.